Messenger RNA from Histoplasma mississippiense, 615 nucleotides. RefSeq lists its product with no specific name. The record is from RefSeq and is a predicted model, not a curated record. NCBI's taxonomy places the organism in Eukaryota, Fungi, Ascomycota, Eurotiomycetes, Onygenales, Ajellomycetaceae. The transcript is spliced from 4 exons. Gene Ontology annotation, cellular component: membrane. Bases 1 to 615 code for a protein of 204 amino acids.
AUGGCCUUGAACAUGGUGAAGAACAAAGCACUCAAUUAUGCCCUGCGAGCGCUGCAACUCAUCUUCAGCAUAAUCAUCAAGGGAACAGACGGCUAUGCUAGCUAUCCAUGUGUUUCGGUCAUACUGAUUAUCUGGACAGUUUUGAUCAUCAUCUUUCACCUCAUUGCUGAAAUCAGCUUCGCGGAUCGUGCGUUGAUUGGCUACAUUCGUGUCGCCGUUGAGGCCGUAGCUGUCCUCUCAUGGCUUGCUGGUUUCAUUACUAUGGCUGUUCAAAUUGCAACCGACACAUGUUCGACAGGAAUAUCCUCAUGUGGGUUGCUCAAGGUGGCGACAGUCUAUGGGGCGUUCGAAUGGCUGCUAUUCAUGAUUACUGCAGCCCAGACUGUCAUAUUGUGGCGGACGACUCCAACUACCCUGCGCCUUCGUCUGUCCAAACCGCCUGUUCCGGAUGUUCCGGAUAAUGACGAGAAUCCAACUGAUGAUGAGAAGGAGGAUAAGGAGGAGGAGGAGGAGGAGGAGGAGGAGGAGGAGGAGGAGACACAGUCAGAAGAUCCUCGAUUUCUGCGAACACCUACCCCUGAGCCUGAGAUCUCAUUCAGCUGUAUGAACGGGUGA